Molecule: messenger RNA, 2340 nt
Organism: Aspergillus nidulans FGSC A4
Lineage: Eukaryota; Fungi; Ascomycota; Eurotiomycetes; Eurotiales; Aspergillaceae
Exons: 2
Coding region: 1-2340 (779 amino acids)
Source: RefSeq, a predicted model, not a curated record
AUGACUGCAGCCUUGUUUACACUUUCCCGAUUAAGCAGACAUACUGCCACCACGCGCAAGGAUUCUUGCCCCUUGGGACCGGAUCGUAAUCACGCUUCCGGGUCUGUGGACGUGUUGUUACCUGUCAGGUCUCAUCCUAAAGACGGAUCUGCUGUUCGUUGCGAAACUCCCCGUCCGCACAAGAGAGUGCGGUUCUCGACGGGGGCCACAACGCAGAAUGUCCCUGAGUGUUCAACUGGCCUGACUCCAGCCUUGUGCCGAACGUCAUUUGAGGAAAGAGAUGGGGGCUUGCAGCGCACUCCAACUCGCCGGUCGCGUCGUCAUUCGACUCCUCUGCCGCGGCCUCGCCGGCUGACUGAUAGUCCGAUACCGCGAGCUUCCACAUCGCCAGAAAAGGUGUUACACUUCACGCCUCUACGGCAACUCUUGGAUACGCGUACUCAACGCAGGAUUAGACGCAUAGGACUGAGUAACGAGAUCAACAACCUCGAACGUGAGAAGCGAGCAGCCGCCCAAUAUGAGAAAUCUCUCGAGUCAUUGCUGCGCGAAAGGGAUUCGCUUAAGCGGGAACUUGAGGUCGCAAAGAAGGGAAGAGUUUCGGCAACACCCGCAACUCAACCAACAAGCGACGAUGGAGAGUGGAUGGCACCCGAAGAUCGGAUCGAACAUCUGGAGGCGGGUAACGAUCGACUGAGGGCGCAGCUAUCAUUUUCGGCCAUGGACGAUUACCGCCACCCUACGCCAUCUGAAAGUGAUGCGGAUACGGUAGAUACGAUUUUGGUCAACGAUAGCGGCUUGGAGGGCAACAGUUUAUUCAUGUCAGACUCUCCUGAUAUUCGUGCAACGGAAAUAAACAUGGUUCCAGAUGAAUUUCCGCUCCACCAAACGCCUUCAAAAGUUGACAGUUCCGCCCAAACUUCACGCGGCAUGGAUGUCGAGUUUACCGCCAUCUCUCAGGAUUUGGAGGCGGCACGGAAAGAAAAGAAGGAUUUGUUCGAGGCAUGUCGCUCCCGGCUGAACUUGCUCAGCGGCACUCCCCUUGAACGCCAUCUUCGUGAACACUCUCCUCCGGCGGACUUCUUCGAUGAUAUCGUUCCUAGCUUGAUGCAGAUGCUCGCCCGAACUUCCGAUGCCACGCAGACUUUGAGUGACAUCCAAAGUGAGCUCUCUAGCCUAGGCUUUCAUGGUACAAACCUCCACGAGAGUGUAGAUGAGCUGCGCAACGCAUUUCGCACUGCACGCCUUGAGCUAGAGCACAUGGUCCCUGGAGAAACGGCCAAUGCGGGCUUGAACGGCGGAAUGUCCACCCUCAGCGCACUUGUAAAGCGGGUACAAGCACUGGUCGAAAGCCUUGAUGAGGAGCAGAUACGUCAUCAAGGCUCGUCUGAUCGGGAAAAGGCUCUGCGAGGUCAGUUUGACACUCUUCUAGCCCGCUAUGAGUCUGCAUGCAAGAAGAUUCAGAAUUUGGAAGAGUCCAUUACGUCUUCCGCUGGCGAUAUGCUUCAUACGAGAAUGCGGAUGCAGGAACUCGAACGCGAAGCACAAGAUCAUGUAAUCAGCACAGAGAGAUUGAAAGCCGCACUGGACAAGUAUGACGACGAUGUUAAACGUCUAGAGAGUCUCGUGAGUAGGUUAGAAGAAGAGAAAGCCCUGCACGCGGACAGUCAUGCUCGGCGGAUAUCUGAGCUGCAGCAGAAGGUUGUUGACGAAGAAAGCCGCCGUCGUGCAGCUCAAUCAACUAUCGAAGACCUGGAAAAGCAGAUUCGCGAGCGAGAGGAGAUUAUUGAGCAGAACAGAAUACGGGUCUGUGACCUCACAGCCAAAAUGGAAAGCAUUGAGCGUGAGCGCCAACAAGCUGUCGAGAACUUGGAGAAAAACGUUACAGACCACGAACGGGAGACCGGCUUGUUGAAUGUCCGUAUUGCGGAACUCAACACAGCACUGGAAGCAGCCAAGACAGAAGCUGAGAAACUCAAUCGCUACAAUGCAGGUCUCAAAGAGCAAAUGCGACUGGAGAUUGAAGCAAAGGAUGGCCUGUUGGAUAAAUGGUUCGCGGAACAGACACGGGCGUUCGCAUCGAUGAAGGCUGCAGUCAACGCUGAGCGUCGCCAGGCUAAGGUACGGAGCGCCAAUUGGGAGCUAAAGUCAGAUGAACUGGAGUCGGAUGAUAAGGGCAUUGGCAGCGAGCCAAUUACCCCUGUCAGCAUGACCCGGUUUAUGGACGUAGAGAUUGGUCGAGGAAAGCAUCGCAGGCGGAUUGACAGUGGAAUUGGAGUUCUCACUGAAGAUGAGCUGGAAGAUGAAGUGGACGCAGUACCCUCUGACCCGAUCGAUCUUUGA